Closterium sp. Naga37s-1 is the source of this 594-nucleotide messenger RNA. The record is from the annotation of a GenBank genome assembly. NCBI's taxonomy places the organism in Eukaryota, Viridiplantae, Streptophyta, Zygnematophyceae, Desmidiales, Closteriaceae.
AUGGCUCUACCUUGUUUGGCUAGUAAACUCCCCUUUCAGCCGAUUUCCAUGCCCUUUCCCUACGGCGGAGGCUGGCUCGACAUAAGCGUAGAACACGCCAACAGGCUACGACCCGGUGAAUGGGUCAGCGGAAUCAUUAUCGAUUGGCUCGGGGUGAUGCUGCAGUACGAACACGGUCGCGACCGCAACACCUGGCUUUAUGGUGGAUCUUAUUUCUGGGACUACGCUCGGAGAGACACCUCGAGGCGCGAAAACGCCUAUACUUUCGGAUUGGGUAUUUUCGAGUUUAGAUACGUUCUUGUUCCGAUUAAUACAGAGAGUCACUGGAGCCUGAUCGUGAUCGAGAUCAUACCGAAACCCGACGACCCGAUUCCCAUGAACUGCGUGCUCUGGCACGCUGACUCGUAUGGGUCCCAUGACGGUGUCGACGCCCCGUUGCGCAGGUACUUACGAAACGAGGUGAUAAGAUGCUGUGCCUGGAUCAUAGAUCCGGACGCAGAUGCAUGGGCUGCGAGCAUCCCGCUACGACAGGUCAAGGUGGGCGCUAUUGCCUUUGCUGUACGACCUCCGAAACAAUCGCAUCUCUCUUUUUAG